Messenger RNA from Eriocheir sinensis (Chinese mitten crab), 3681 nucleotides. It is a transcript of the gene senju, whose product is annotated as UDP-galactose transporter senju-like. Gene Ontology annotation, biological process: pyrimidine nucleotide-sugar transmembrane transport. The transcript is spliced from 9 exons. The record is from RefSeq and is a predicted model, not a curated record. Gene Ontology annotation, cellular component: Golgi membrane. NCBI's taxonomy places the organism in Eukaryota, Metazoa, Arthropoda, Malacostraca, Decapoda, Varunidae. Gene Ontology annotation, molecular function: UDP-galactose transmembrane transporter activity. The coding region runs from base 65 to 1180 and encodes 371 amino acids.
ACCCAGUCAACUCAGUGUCAUGUCAGUCCUGGGAGGGUGAGGUGCCGUUCCUUGUGGUGCUGUAAUGCCGCUCUCAUAUGCACAGUACAAGAAGCAAUGGGGGGCGCUGUUCCCCACGCCUUCCAGCUUCCUCAUCUUCAUCAUCUACAUGGCACUCUUCAUCAACCAAGGCAUCAUGGUCACUGCGUCACAGCAGGCGGACAGCAGUUACAGCUAUAACACAGUGACGGUGGUGCUGCUAACGGAGGUCACCAAGCUGCUUACGUCCAUCACCGUCUACCUGAAGGACAACUCCAUUUGUAAACUCCUGGCUGAUGUAAAACUCCACGUGUACAUCUUGGGGUUGUACAUGGUGCCUGCCCUGUUGUACUGCCUCUACAACAAUCUUGCCUUUGUCAACCUUGCUGCAUUUGACCCCACCACCUACUUCAUGUUGCUUCAGCUAAGAGUUGUGGUCACUGGCAUAGUGUUUCAGGUUGUCUUCAAGAAGCAGCUGAGUAGGAAGCAAUGGGUCUCACUGAUCAUCCUGACGUUGGGCUGCAUCAUCAAGCAGCUCAGCACCUUCAAGCGGGGCCCCGUGGCUGGGACGCCAGAGCCUGAGGCAGGGCUCACCAAAGUGCUCACCAAUCUCUCCUCUGUCUACACCCUCCUGCUCUUGGUUCAGAUCUUCUGUUCAUGCCUCGCCGGAGUGUACAAUGAGAAGCUGCUGAAGGACACGGGGGUGGAGGUGCCCAUCAUGGUGCAGAAUGUGUUCAUGUACAUCGACUCCAUCCUCUGCGGGGGUCUUGUGCUGGCCUGUCGGGGGGAGCUGAUUUCAGCAUUCACCUCAAAAGCGCUCUCACAGGUGUGGCAGCCGUCAGUGGUGGUCGUGAUCCUGAACAACGCUGCCGUGGGUAUCGUGACGAGCCUCUUCCUCAAGAACCUCAACUCCAUCCUCAAGACCUUUGCAUCGGCCCUGGAGUUGGUCUUCAUCGCCAUCCUCUCGUGGAUAAUAUUUUCCAUUCCAAUCGACCUGUGGACAGCGGCAGCCAUUGCACUGGUGACCUAUGCAACCGUCAUGUAUGCCCAGAACCCAGUAGUGAACAGAGGGAGGCUGGACGAGGUGGAGGAUGGAAGACCGACAGAUGAGGAGAGGGCACAACCUUUGAUGAAGCCAUACCCUAGUAGCCAAAGUGUUUGAGCGUGUGUCUGCAUGUGUGUGAGUGUAUAUUUUUUAACUGUAGAAUCUUUCAAGCAUAACCUAAACUCCUGAACAUGCCACACAGAUGUCCUAUUAAAGUUAGAACUACCAAAGGAUUAUAUUACGAGUGUUUUAGAGCACAAAUUUGACAGGUUGCGGUGCAGGCGUGUCGUGAAGGGCCUUUGUUUACCGAAGGCUUACUUACUGUGAUUCUUCUGUGUUGGUUGUGUGUCCCUUCUGUGAGAUAUCAAAAAGCAAUCUUAGUUGUUCCUUAUUUAAGUGAACCCUCUUUAUGUAUGUAUGGUUAGGAUGUCUACUAGUCCACUGCAGAACAAAAGCCUUUCUCAACUUUCUCCACCUCUCUCUUCCUGAUGUAAGUGUACUCCAUGCUGCUUAAGUAAAAUCUCUAAUUUCAUCUCUUCACCUUGUUCUCUGUCUGCCCUGACUUCUAUAAUUCCUGGGUUGCCACUUUGUUACUUUGGUUGUCCAUCUGCUAUCAGUUCUACGCAUGAAAAUUUAUGACCUGCCCAAUUCUCUCUCAUUCUUAAUCAUCAUUAGAAUAUUUUCACUCUCUGCUUCCUAAUUCAUGAAGCCUGCUCUUUCUUUUUCCCUCCAUGUCACACCCAGCAUUUUACUCCAUUCUUUUUUUUGCUCUUCUAAGCUUUUUAUCUAUCUUUCAUGAGGCUCUCUUCAUGUGCUGCCCAUAGACCUGGUAGGCUCUCUUGAGGGGCCUGGUGGACGACCCCAGCCCAUUAGUGGUGCAGGUGAAUUAAAUUUUAAGUGGCUGCCGUGGUAUAUGACUCUUGCCGUAUGUUAAGGUUGGCGGGACACACUGAUAGCACACCUUUCUCUUCAGGGAGAGUGGCAGGUUGCUAUUCAUGAUAUUACUGUAUUUGAUUAAAGAACACUCAAUGGCCUUGAACUUGAUGCUAUGCAAUAUGCUCUUAUCAGUUACUUACUGGCAGUUUUGUGUCAGAAUUUUCAAUAUUAUCAGAUUUUGGCAUUUCAUCCCUUUGUAGUGUUUGUUCAUAUUUCUCACUUCUAUUUGUUUACUUAAAGUCAUGUUAGGAAUAGAGUAUUUCAGAAGAAACAUUUAGUAUUCAGUAGAAAUAUCAUGAUUUCUUUCAUAACCUGCAAGAAAAUGCCUUUACUUGCGUGUUUGUUUCCAGCCUUGAGGAAAAUUCAUUACUUUCUGAUGCCAUGAUGUGAAUUUUGGUAAUGCCAACAUUAUUAUUUUUCCAUGAGAACACAUGGUGAUUCAAGAUGUUUUGUCAGUUUAAAUAUAAGCAUUCUCCCAAAUAAGUGAUAUUAGAUUUGCAUGAAACAUCGUGCACUGGCUGUAAUAAUAGUUGAGAGUUUACAGAAGUGCUCCUUUGAAAAGAGUUGAAUGAGGUGGACUGCUGUUGUUGUAGACUUAAGGCUUUUAUGAUUUUCCUGAGGUUAGAGUACAGUUUGCAGGCAAAGUGUUUUCCUGAGUACAAAUAACAGGUAGGAAUUCUUCUGUCCUAGUCACUGUGCCAGAUGUGUCCCCCUCGCUGCCUUUAAUGAUAGAGAGAAGUGUUUCUUUCGUCUGAUGUCAUACGCUUCAAUCAGACUUCUAAUAACUUGGUGCUUCUUUUCCAAAUGAAAGUUCCAUAUGAUGGGAAUACUUGUAGAGUUAAUGUAGCCUUCAAGCCAUUGCUGCACCCAGGUUGUGAGUGCCUAGAAAAGUCUGUGUUGACGUAACAAAAAUAAUAUUGUGCAUAAAUCAACAAGCCAGGGAUGCCGGAUAAAACCCACUACUACUGACAGAAGCAGAGAAGUUCGGUAGUUUUGCCAAACUGUUCUAUGUAAGUUAUUUAGCUGUGAUUUUACUCCUGUUUUAUAAGUGAAAGUAUGUAUUUUACAUAUAUGUCUUUAUUUAUCAUUGCACUUUCCCUUAAACACUAAAGAAACUUGCAUUGGUAACACAUGAAAAGCACAGGUGCACCACUGAUUGCCGUGGGAAUGUUUUCACAACCUUACAGUUCACUAGUGCACUGGCUGCCUGUCUUGGUAUACCACAGAUGCCAAACAGUGCAAAAUAAAUAACAUAUAAAUACAGAUGUUGACACACCAGGUAUAUUGUUAACUGUCUAAAAAAAAAACACAAAUAUAAUUAUUUUAUAUUGACAAUAAAUCAUACACUUUUCUGGUGGUGAAGCCAGUAAUGCUGAAGGGUUGCUGGUUUAAAAACUUCCCAUCGGUUGGAAAGCUUUGGGAGCUUUUAUGAUCAAAAGGUAAUUUGAUGCGAACCACUUUCAACGAACAUAGGCCAGUUAAAAAUAUGGGUGACAUGUGUACCAAGCAUAUGCAUAGAAACUUAUGGAUCAUUAUACAUAUAUUAAGUUUUAAAAUUUAAACUUUUACUUUUGAGUCAAAUAUUUUAGCAUGGCUGUGAUUAAUGUUUUUGUAUGAGUAAUCCAAUACCUGUAAAUGGAUGUAAUGAUAUUUAAAAUACAUGAACUAUUCUGUGUACUGUG